AUGGGAAAGAAGCGAGUCCUUAUUGGGUAUGGCAUCGACGUGGAUGCGGUCAGUGGAUGUCAUGCGGACCCAACGGAUGUGUCGCGUGGUGUUUUCGGAGCAACAGUCGGCAUUGACCGUCUUCUUAAGCUCUGGGAACGCUAUCACAUCAAGACAUCGUGGUUUGUUCCAGCACACUCGAUCGAAAGCUUCCCCGAACAGAUCGCCAAGGUUAGAGAUGCCGGUCAUGAAAUAGGCUUGCACGGUUACACUCACGAAUUCGUGUCUACUCUGACCGAAGACCAGCAACGGGAUGUUCUUAGACGCUCGAUCAAUGUACUUACCUCUUUCGUGGGCAAGAAGCCGCGAGGCUGGACAGCCCCUGCUUGGGCAACGUCUCGGGAGUGUGUCAAGCUUUUGGAGGAGUUUGGUAUUGAAUAUGAUCACUCCUUUAUGCAUCACGACUUCCAGCUGUACUAUCUCCCACACAUCAACACGGAUCCCUGGAAGGAAACCGACACGAGCAAGGACGCGGAGACUUGGAUGGUCCCGAUGAGUGCGUGGAAAGACUCGAGCGUCGUUGAGAUUCCAGCAAAUUGGCAUCUGGACGACUGGCCCCCUUUCCAAUUCUCGUUCAAGGGACCAAGCCACGGCUACGUUGAUCCGUGGGCGUUGGAAAAGCUCUGGAGAGAUCAGUUCUCAUUUUGUUAUCGAGAGUAUGACACCUUCAUCUUCCCUAUCAGUAUCCAUCCACAGGUCAGCGGGAAACCGCAGGUCUUGCUCAUGCAUGAGAGAUUCAUUGAAUUUGUCAACGGGCAUGAGGGCGUCGAAUGGGUGACGAUGGACCAGAUGGUGGACGAGUUUAAAGCUGGUAACAUACAAGGUGCGACGGUGAAAGGCGGGCAGAAGGGCAAAUAG
Messenger RNA from Fonsecaea nubica, 897 nucleotides. RefSeq lists its product as hypothetical. Gene Ontology annotation, biological process: carbohydrate metabolic process. The transcript has 3 exons. Lineage: Eukaryota; Fungi; Ascomycota; Eurotiomycetes; Chaetothyriales; Herpotrichiellaceae. Gene Ontology annotation, molecular function: hydrolase activity, acting on carbon-nitrogen (but not peptide) bonds. The coding region runs from base 1 to 897 and encodes 298 amino acids. The record is from RefSeq and is a predicted model, not a curated record.